AUGACGAAUAAAGGCCUUGCAUACGCCCUCCAGAAGCACAUAAAGAGAGAGGUUUUGGAGAGUGCAGAAUUUGCCGUUCUUAUGGCCCGGGUGCAAUUUCUGAGCGAGUACUCGCUUGUAAAGUACCUUUUAAGCCCCCUGUGUGCGCAUGUAAAAACCGCUGUGAAAAGUGCCGUGGGGGUGGGAAGUGUCUCCAUCCGCGCGCUGGAUGCAGCUUCUGAGGGGGUUCUUGCAGGAGGCGAGUUUCUUAUAGAUGGAGCAGUCAAUGCAUCUUUUGGGCGAGCGGAGGAUUUAGUGCACGGCCUUUUUCUGGGCUUGGGGAGAUGCUUCUGGAGGGGACGGCCGUACGAGAGAGAGUUUUCGCCCAAAAAGAGCCUGGAAAAGCUGCGCCAUGCUCUGGACUCCCGGGAGAGCGCGCAGGAGUUUGUGGUUUCUGCCUUGGAGGGCGCGCGAUACGACGACCUUCUGCAGGAGUAUGCCCCGUACACGUGGCAAACACUGCGGGAGGGAUACUCGCGGGGUGUUCUUUUGGACGUGGAGGGAGUCUCCCAGGAGGGGGGCCGGGUGGAGUUCGACGCAUAUUUCUACGACGAGCCGAACGACGCCAUACGGAAAAAGCACUCCGCAUGGCAAAUAAAAAGCACGGACGAAAAGGGCCAGAGGCCAACUAUUUAUAAGGCAGAAAUAAGCGACGUGGAAUGA
Molecule: messenger RNA, 702 nt
Organism: Nematocida major
Lineage: Eukaryota; Fungi; Microsporidia
Exons: 1
Coding region: 1-702 (233 amino acids)
Source: RefSeq, a predicted model, not a curated record